Eleginops maclovinus (Patagonian blennie) is the source of this 3192-nucleotide messenger RNA. It is a transcript of the gene tymp, whose product is annotated as thymidine phosphorylase. The coding region runs from base 47 to 1393 and encodes 448 amino acids. Gene Ontology annotation, cellular component: cytosol. The transcript has 10 exons. Gene Ontology annotation, molecular function: 1,4-alpha-oligoglucan phosphorylase activity; pyrimidine-nucleoside phosphorylase activity. NCBI's taxonomy places the organism in Eukaryota, Metazoa, Chordata, Actinopteri, Perciformes, Eleginopidae. The record is from RefSeq and is a predicted model, not a curated record. Gene Ontology annotation, biological process: pyrimidine nucleobase metabolic process; pyrimidine nucleoside metabolic process.
UUCAUGGUGAGAGACCGCAGUCUGAAUCUACUGGGAACAGGUCACCAUGACGUCCAUCCAGGAUCUGAUCAGGAAGAAACGAGAUGGAGAAGCGCUGACGGACCAGGAAAUACAAACUUUUAUCCACGCCGUUACAGACAAAACCAUUCAGGACUGUCAGACAGGCGCCAUGCUGAUGGCGAUCUGGCAGAAGGGAAUGACCUGCGAAGAGGUCUCGUCCCUGACCCGCGAGAUGAUGUCAUCGGGGGAAGUGAUGUCUUGGCCGAAGGAGUGGGCGGGGCUUGUGGUGGACAAGCACUCAACAGGAGGCGUCGGGGAUAAAGUCAGUCUGGUGUUAGCGCCCGCGCUAGCCGCCUGUGGCUGUAAGGUGCCGAUGAUCAGUGGGCGGGGCUUAGGUCACACAGGAGGAACUCUGGAUAAACUGGAGUCCAUUCCUGGAUUCAGCAUCCACCAAUCAGCUGCUAAGGUCCUGGAGAUCCUGGGCUCGGUGGGCUGUUGCAUUGUGGGUCAGACGGAGACGUUGGUUCCGGCAGAUCGAGUCCUGUACGAGCUGCGAGACGCCACCAGCACCGUCAACAGCUUACCACUCAUCACUGCCUCGAUCAUCUCAAAGAAAGGAGCCGAGUCUCUGUCGGCACUGGUUCUGGACGUGAAGUUUGGACGGGCUGCUCUGUGCAAAGACCAGGACAGUGCUAAAGAGCUGGCACAGUCAUUGGUGCAUGCUGGGAACUUGCUGGGCAUGCGCACGGUGGCGGCGCUCACCUGUAUGGACGCUGUGAUUGGUCAAUGUGUGGGCAACAGUCUGGAGGUGAUGGAGUCUCUGGAGACGCUGAAGGGACGAGGUCCCGAUGACCUGAUGGAGCUUGUCACUACUCUGGGCGGCUUGCUGCUGCAGAUGACUGGCUUGGUUUCCGACAAAUCAGAGGGCAGGAAAAUGAUUGCUGACGCUGUGAUUGGUGGAGCUGCUCUCUCAAAAUUCCAGGCCAUGAUGGAGGCUCAGGGAGUAGCCAAAGAGACAGCUCGGUCUCUAUGCUCCGCCAACUCAGAUUACUGCAGCGUCCUGAGGAAGGCUGAGCAUCAGAUCGAGCUGAAGGUGCCGACAGAAGGAGUGGUGUUGGACCUCAAUGGUUUGACGUUAGCUGAAGUUCUCCAUAAAUUGGGGGCGGGACGAUCGGAGGUUGGACAACCUGUCAAUCACAGCGUGGGGGCGGAGGUUCUGGUUUCGCUGGGUCAAAGAGUCAGCAAAGGUGCCUCCUGGCUGCGGCUGCAUUACGAGACUCCGGCUCCGACUGAAGAUCAGAUUGGUCGCCUGCAGGCGGCGCUGACUGUCAGCUCAAACACACACACUGACACUCACACACACACUUUAGUGAAGGAGCUGCUCUCUCAUUGACGCAAUAUUUAAUACUUGCAGGUCAUGUGACUGAACUUUUAAUAUGCGUCUCUUCAUUCUUCCUGUCAGCUGAUCAGUUCCAGGGCUUUAAUUCAAACACAUGUGAAGGAUUUUAGUUUUUUUAAGGGAAGUUAUACUGAACUUUCUCUCCUUUAAUUGACUGAAUUGAUUUAAACACAUGAAUACUGCUGUGUAAUUAAUGUAGAUCAGUAGUACAAUAUAAGAGACGCACAGAUUUCAGGUGUGGGCCAUAUUCCAUUAUGCUUUUAGGAUGGGGGCCGAUUCAUAGUGGCCCACAGGCCGAAGUUUGGACACCUAGUAUAGUAUGUCGAAAAAGACCCAGCAAUCGUUGUCAGCGCACCAUGUUUCAUUUCAUUUCAAGGAUCCAGGAUCGAAGGAGAGGUGUGGAGUGGGAGAAUUGGGGGAGGUUGAAGACUACAUACUAUGUUUUUAUUUAUUUAUGACGUACAAUGAAGUUUAAUGACAGAAACCACUUGAGGUUUAACCUGCGUUGUAAUGCAGCUUCCCGACCAGCAGAGGGCGCAGAAACCCACCCAGAACGCAGGUUGACUUCAACAGAUGUCUUAAUAUGUUCAAAUCAUGUGGAUUAAAUGUUCCAUCAACAACAGUUUACAACUUUUACUUACAUAUAAAUAUAUGUAUUUAAUUGGUGUAAAAUACAAAGAAACAGACUUUUUUUUCGAAAUAUGGAAAUGAAACUUUAUUGAACAAUCUGACAAACACUCACCAGAGGAAUAAAAAAGUUAAAUCUAACAACUGCGGCAACUCGUUAUAAAAAACAUAAACAGGAACGUCUCUGCAGGAGCCAGUGAGCGGGGGGGGGGGCUCACUGAGGACAUGUUCAGAUAACACGUUUAAACCUCGUCAGGGAACGGGCUCCUGCAACAAAGCUGGGUCUGCUGCCGUAGAGGUGUGUGUGUGUGUGUGUGUGUGUCAGUGGGCGACAGAGUUGAGCGGCUCGGCUCGGAUAUUUCCUAAAUCCAGCGUGGAGUCUGUGUCCUCGUCGAUCUCCCCGAUCACUGCCCUGCAACACACACACACACACACUUACUAUUAUUCUACAGUACAAAAAUAUGAUGCUGAUUGGUCAAUAUGAGAUUUAUAAGCUGGCAACGUGUUUUUAGAUCAGAAAUCUAACUUUUAUAGUGCUGAGGCUCAAUGUUUACCCUGGUUGUUUUCAUUUUACGCUUCAUUAAAGAGUUUACUGCGUCUCAAACACGCUUUCUGUCGUACCCAGGACUUUUUAAACCCUUGAAAAUGGCUAAAUGUAGUUCAAAAUCUGUGUCACAAAGGCUUUCAACCCAAAAAAACUGCUUAUGAGAAACACAAAACAGGCGUGGUUAGUCUCACGCAUUCAUAUUAAAGUGUUUAUGAAGGAGACUCACACGUUGUCCCCCCUCACGAUGUAGAGUCCCAGCACCACCUGCUCCACCCCCUGACUCGAGCUGAAGACCCGCUCGUGGCUUUCGUCCAGAAUCAGGUUGAUGGUCUGAUCAAAGCCCUUCAGUGUACCCUGAACACACACAUUAACACAGAAACACACACAUAUUCACAUAAAAUAAUAACAGCCAGAGAAGGUUAAGCAAUUUAAGUGAUAAUAUGUAAGAAAUACGUGAAGAUUGCUAACAAAUAUGGGGAAAUUGUCAGAUAAAAGUGUGUAAAAAUGAAAAUUUGGAACAACCAUCGAUGUGAGAAUGCGAGAAAGAAAUCUGUCAAAAAUGUCUUCAGAAAAUGUUCCUAAAAGUGAAAACUUGUGAAAUAAAAUCUGGAAACUUCAA